Molecule: messenger RNA, 1335 nt
Organism: Coffea arabica (coffee)
Lineage: Eukaryota; Viridiplantae; Streptophyta; Magnoliopsida; Gentianales; Rubiaceae
Source: RefSeq, a predicted model, not a curated record
GCGUAAAAGUCUUUAUGGCCAACCAUCCCCUCCUAAUUAAUGCUGGGUUUACACUGCCCGCAAGGCCAGGUAAUGAGAUUUCAGAGUUAGAGAAACGGAGACGUGGCCGCUAGCGGUCUACACGAGCUACUUACCACAACAAAGGCGUGAAACUUUGCUUGUUCAUAUGGUAUAGACUCCUUCACUCGUAGCUACCGUGUUUGAACUUUGAAAUCUUAACCCUUCAGCCCGCACAACCAACCAGAAGUCAGAAACUUCCUCCCUUCCCCUCGUUAUCCAGUUGAAGAGUCAAGUAGUUGUUUUAUAGCGGUCAAAAUAGUCUCCACAUGACUCCACACCAAAAUAUAUAGUCAUCCCCGAUCUCUCCAAUCCUUCCAAUCUCCAAACUACUCAAAAGAUGAUGGAAAAACCAGUCGAGCAGCUGAAGAAAGAAAGCCAAACCAAGUUUGCCAAGAAUGAAUCUGCAGAGACUCCUACACUCGUGUUAGUCCAGCAGAAAGAAUACCAAUUAUCCAAGGUAAAUGGCAAAAACGAAUCACAGGCCACCGCGAGGCCCCUGGAAAACCAAGCUAAGAUUUCUAAAUCGGCAGAACAACCAGCUGAUGCGGCCGCCAAUCCACUUCUUUGGGACUGUGGAAGCUCCCUAUACGACUCUUUCGAGCUCAAGUCGUUUGAACGCCAACUUGACUCGGCCAUCCAUUCAAGAACUCUGUCAAUGCCCCACUUAUCUGAUCGUCGUGUGAUUGAUGGUGGUAAUCACCACCAGCCGCCAUCUCAGCCGCCUCAGCCCAUGUCUAAGAAGUCCUCCAAAAUUUCGCGUUCGUUUCACAAGUUUCUUCGAUCAGUAUUCAAGCCCAAGGCACAAAAUGGUAACAAGAAUCCUUUCUUUCCGGCUAAUGAGCAGCAGGCUACGCGGGAUGGAUUUUACGUGGUCUAUGACAUUGACAAGUCCGGGGCUCUUUCAACUAUUCCAGAAGUUUCGGAGUUCGAUGGUCUUUCACCCGAGUACAAAUCUUUGGUUGGAAGAACUGCAUCUGAUCGAUUUGCCGUUAGUUCCAUAGCCAUUCUAAAGAGGUGGCUGUGGUUCCUUCCUUUGGGCUUAAUAAUCCUGGAGGACGACGGACGAUGGCGUUUGCCACCAGCAGCUCUUGGAGAAACUUUAGAGGAUAAUGAUGUAAUUGGGGUGGCUACCCACAUUUCCAUUUCAUUCCUUGUUAAGGGACUUGUGGUCUCUCCCUUGUACCUCCAAAAAAGAAGUAAAGGCUCAUAAUUGAUCCCUUGUCUGUAUCAUGUAUGUAUUAUCUUUACCUUCCCCAAUUAAUGAGGUUGUUGCAA